Molecule: messenger RNA, 2697 nt
Organism: Rhipicephalus microplus (southern cattle tick)
Lineage: Eukaryota; Metazoa; Arthropoda; Arachnida; Ixodida; Ixodidae
Source: RefSeq, a predicted model, not a curated record
AUGACUAAACCAGUGAAGCGCCAGACUCACUGCUUCGUGCCCGGAUGCUCUACCGGGUACGUUUCAGCCCGAAAGGCAGGUGUAAAAAGGUCUGUUUUUACCGUACCGAACGAUGAGGACCGGCUGAAAGCAUGGCAGCGGUACAUUCCACGUGGUGACAAACUGCUCGACCGAACUGCAGUCCUGUGCGAGUUACACUUAGAGCAACGGUUUAUUGUGAGAGAUUACACCCACAUCGUGAAUGGUGAAGUUGUGAAGAUUCCUCGUGGCCGCCCAUGCCUUACCGACGAUGCAAUACCGUCGAUCUUCCCAAACACGCCGAGUUAUCUCUCUAAAAAGCUUCCUCAGAAGCGCAGCUCCCGGACAUCGAGAGGAGAAGUGCUCGGCAAAAAAAGAAAAGUGAACGAUGAAAACGAACUUCCUUCGAUUGAGCACGAUUCUUCUUUAGAUGUGACAACGAACGUUGCACGUGUUCCCGGCGCGUCGUGUACAGUGGAAAAACUGGAGCAUAUGAAAGGUGAGAAGCUUCCGAGCCAAUACUGGUCGAUGUGCCUACUUGCGGAUGCCCCGACUGUUGCAAUUACUGUUUGUGCUCAAGAUGGUGAUAGUGUGUGCUUCAAGAAACUGGUGUUGUGCUUUGCUGAGGAUACUUGCUAUCAUUGUGUAGUGUUUGUGCAAGGGAAAAUUGUAAAAAAAGUGGACGUGUUUGAUGUGAAUGCUGUGGAAAGCCUCCUCCACUCCAUCAACGAGAUGGUUGUGUGCUCCGGUUUUGAGCAAGGUGCUAUUCCACUGGAGCGGCUUAACAGUUCCAAUCAACCAAAAUACAGAACGCAUGGAAACAAGUUGUACAGCAAAAGUUGCUCAGGCAUGUCUCAAGAUCAAAGGCCUUGUAUACACUGCAGGUAUCUAAGGAAACUGCUUUUGAACCAAGCAUCCUAUAAGAAGAGAAAAGCUAGAGUGGCUACUGGUUACCGUGCUUCGAAGAAACUACUUAUGCGGGGAAGACAGUUGAGGCGAGAAAAGGCAAAAGUCAGUGAACUAAAGCAAAUGCUUGCGAAAAUGAAGCAAAGUAAUUCUGCCCUCUCUGAAUCAAACCUUCAGGAGAGUCUGUCUAAACUGCCUGAGAAACAGCGGCAGCAGGUACAAACAUGCUUUGAAGCAGCGAAAAGGAAAGGAACACAGGGGAUGAAGUACAGCGAUGAAUGGCUUCUGGACUGCAUUAUAAUGCGCAUGAAAAGCCCAAAGCUGUAUGAGCAUAUUCGAAAGCAUAAAAUAAUGGUCUUGCCCAGCAAGAGUUGUUUGAACAAGUACGUGAGAAAUUAUAAGAGCAACUUUGGGCUGAAUGAUAAUGUUUUUGCUGCCAUCGAAGAAAAAACCAAAAGUAUAGAUGAGUUUCACAGGCACGGAGGUCUCUUAAUUGACGAGCUGAAGCUCUCGGAGAGCCUCAAAGUGACAAGCAGUGGACUCAUCGAAUGUUUCGUUGACUUGGGCAAAUACACUUCUCUAGAUCAAAGCACACAAACGUGUGAUCACGGUCUAGUAGUAUUGUACCAGCCAUUUUCAGGCAACUUUCAGCAAAUCUUAGGGGUUUUCGGCUCCCAUGGAAAUGUCAAGGCAGAUGUGCUUGCAAAAAUCAUUGUCAAUGCAACACUAACUGCCGAGAAGUUUGGGCUUUUUGUGGAUUUUGUGACCACAGAUGGUGCAUCCUGGAACAGGAGUAUGUGGCGACAAUGUGGCAUCAAGGGUUCUUCAAAUGAUGAGAUGGUGAGGGGUUUGUAUGCAUAUAAGGAAGAGAUCGAGAGAGUAUGGGGCGUUGGCUCUAGUGAUGCAACAGUGUCAUUUAUCAGAAGAAUGGCUAGGCUGAUUGCAGCCAUGACUUCCCGCUGCAGCCGUGGUGCCAUGCGUCCCAACUCGCCAGUCCUGGCUGAAGUGGAGGAAUUUAUUGCAUAUCUAGAUGCGUGGGAAGGAAACGUUGGAAAGCUGGGCUUUUUCAGCCAGGGUACUGCAGAAGGGCUUCGCGUUACUCUGAAAAGCACCAUGUCGAUUUUCGAAUAUCUCACAAAAGAGCUUGGUUACAAGUACUUGCUGACAUCCAGACUAAGCCAGGAUCCUCUGGAGAGUGUGUUCGAAAUCUUGCGGCAAAUGUCGGGAAGCAACGACCACCCGACGCCAACCCAGUUUCUGCUUUCGGCAAAUUGUCUGUCGUUCUGCAGCUUGGCGAAGGCACCUGCUAACGGAAAUGUGUCACCGUCAGUGCUGAAGAGCCUCAUACAUGGCAGCCACAAAGACCGGAGAGAGUUCCAGACGAAGCUUGACGAGCUCAUGGACAUAGGGUGUCUCAUUGAAGUACAUGAAAUCCUUGAAUCGUCUGGCAUCCCAACAGAUCACUGCGCAAUGGUUUCGGUAAAAAGCGACUCCCGAGUUAUGCAUUACGUUGCUGGAUAUGUCGCCGGAAGGAUGCUGAGCCAAACCAAGUGCCAUGAAUGUGCAAAAGCUCUUAUCCGACCACGCGAUUCUGAUAUGCCCGCAGAUGCCUGCCUAAUCAGAAAAGUAGACCGGGGUGGGCUGCUCUACCCAUCUGAUGAACUGCAGGCUUUUAUCGAAAACAUGGAAGACUCAUUCGCGCGCUGCUUUAGCUUCAGCAAGCUUGAAGCAAACAGCAUAAUGGACUUCAUUUCUGCGUUGACAAAAAACUAG